AUCAUUAACCUUCUGGAAAUGCAGCUGGCGGUUCUCUGAGGUUUGUCAUCGGAGUGUGAGGAGAGCUACAGAGAUUGCACAGACUAUUUAAAGACCCUGUGAUUUACCUGGAGAGCCACUGCUCUACAUUACUGUGGCAGAAAAAUGAGAUUUCAACGAUUCUUUUUUGUAUUUUUCAUUUUGAUUAUGAGUCUUCUUAUCAAUGGACAGAGACCAGCUAAUCUAGUUAUGAGGAGGAAAUUUCACAGACACAGCUGCCUUCAGAGGAGAUGCAUGCCUCUCCAUUCUCGAGUGCCCCUCCCCUGAGGUAACUUUGCAGAGUCUGCUAGCAGAAGGAGAAGAGGAUUGAAGGAGAGGCACCAACCCACCAACCAAG
This is a messenger RNA of Trichechus manatus latirostris (Florida manatee), 376 nucleotides long. It is a transcript of the gene APELA, whose product is annotated as apelin receptor early endogenous ligand. The transcript has 3 exons. NCBI's taxonomy places the organism in Eukaryota, Metazoa, Chordata, Mammalia, Sirenia, Trichechidae. Gene Ontology annotation, biological process: apelin receptor signaling pathway; heart development. Bases 145 to 306 code for a protein of 53 amino acids. The record is from RefSeq and is a predicted model, not a curated record. Gene Ontology annotation, molecular function: apelin receptor binding.